AUGUUCUGCUAUACAUUCAUCGCAUCGAUCUUUUUCAAUAUUUUUCUUGUCGAUUUAGGUUCGUAUGUGAUUGAUGAAUACGAAAUAUUUCUUAUACUUAUUUUUUCAAUCAUAGUUGUUUGUGAUGGUAUUUUCUACCUUCAACGAAUUCCAUCCUCGUGUGUUGAAACUACUGUUAAUAUAACAACGGAUAAUACGAUCAAUGACAAUUGUUUUGUUUUUUCAUGGCAACAAAUCACAAAUUUAUCAACCAGUUAUACAACUUAUCAAAGUCCAAAAACAAAUCAAACAUUUUAUGCACAGAUUGCUGCACUAACUGUUUUAGGAAGUAUAGAUAACUAUGAUUUAGAUUACCGUUGUCCACCAACAGGUUACAAUGGUGUUUCAUCUGGAUGUUCUACGUCAAAUGAUACACAUUUAGUUGUCUUGCAUAUAAAUGCUUUGGAUAAUAAAUUAUAUUUCAUUAAUGUAAUUCUUUCUGGUACACCAUUUCCGUCACCAUCAUCUCUUGUUGACAAUCAACCUCCAUUUGGUAUUGCAUGGCAUGUUUUCGAUGGAGGAAUUGUCACUCAAUCAACAGGCUAUUUGAGAAUUUGUAAAAAAAAUAAUAGCACUCGGUGUCCCAAUGUGAACGGCAGCACACACGCAUUACCGUAUCCAUUAACAAGUAAUACUGGUUAUGGAAUAUUUGGCAUAAAAAAAUAUGGAUUUGUUACAAAUUCAGUAUGGAUUGCCGACGACGUAAAUCAAAUACUUAUUACUAGUGCAGGCACUACAUAUUUUUAUUUUAAUGCUACUGGUUAUUUUGUUUAUGAUUAUANGUCUGAUAGUUAG
Adineta ricciae is the source of this 834-nucleotide messenger RNA. Lineage: Eukaryota; Metazoa; Rotifera; Eurotatoria; Adinetida; Adinetidae. The record is from the annotation of a GenBank genome assembly.